This is a messenger RNA of Neocloeon triangulifer, 2149 nucleotides long. RefSeq lists its product as uncharacterized. The transcript has 7 exons. Gene Ontology annotation, cellular component: extracellular region. The coding region runs from base 75 to 1964 and encodes 629 amino acids. Lineage: Eukaryota; Metazoa; Arthropoda; Insecta; Ephemeroptera; Baetidae. Gene Ontology annotation, molecular function: chitin binding. The record is from RefSeq and is a predicted model, not a curated record.
ACUUCAAGUGCGCGUCGUCAUACAUUCUUCAUCUCCGCAGCAAGCAGCACGACAAGUGCAAAGAAAUCUGCAAAAUGCGCCCUUGGGCUUUUACUUGGUUGCUUGUCUUUUUGACAUCAAUUGGGGCCAUAGUCGACGCUCAGGAAAACUUGCCAAUCAUCACGGAGGAAAUUCAAGAAUACUUAAAGGCUUUUAACUUUACAAGCAACUCCCAUUACGUCCGGUAUCCCGAUCACAAAUGUAACAACUUCCAGUCUGUGACUGCCGUCAAAGGAUGUUCUUCUGUGCUUCUCUGUUUAACUUUCAGAAAAAAGCCCCUGGCUCUACAAGUCACUUGCCGAGAUGGCCAUUCUUUUGAUUUUAAUAGCCAAACCUGCGUCCCAUCAUAUAAGUUGAACGACUCUUGCCUUCCUCGCAAGUCUCGUUUUACAUUGUCUCGGAAAUGUCCUAAUGGAGAGGGUCUAUAUCCAUCACAUGCAAGCUGCUCAAAGUUCUACAGAUGCAUCGAUACUGGGUUCAACAAUGGCAGUUUUACCAUAUACGAGUUUGACUGCGCUGAUGGCACCUACUUUGAUUCAGAGCUUCAAAGUUGCCAACAAGAUAUUUCCGCCCGCUGUACAAGGCCUAGUCUAAUAAUAAGAACCACUCCUACUCCCAUGGAAGUAUUACCACUUCCAUCAAACUGCUCGCUGGCACCACCAAAUCCGCAAGCUGUGAACUGCACCAGUCAGGGUCUCUACCCUGACUCAUCAGACUGCGCGGCUUUUUACAGGUGCCAAUCCUGGCAAGCUUCGACACCAGUCACUUAUACUUUAGCGUUCAUUGUCUACUUCUUCCGUUGUCCUGCAGGGACUAUUUUUUACCCCCAGGCCUUAGGUUGCGUCCAACCUGAUCUUAUCACAACUGGACUGUCCUGCUCAAACUCGUCAGCCUCGUUGGUAACCCAGAUUCCUCCAGCGCCUCCAACUAAGGUGCCAGAGACUGAUGGGACUCCUACUCCAAAUGCACCUCCCUCAGUGCCGACCGGAACAGCGACCCCCUCAGUGCCGACCGGAACAGCGACCCCCUCAGUGCCGACCGGAACAGCGACCCCCUCAAUGCCGACUGGAACAGCGACCCCGUCUCCCUCAGUGCCGACCGGAACAGCAACCCCGUCUCCUGCAGCGCCUGAUCCAACUGGAAUGACUCCCUCGGGACCCCCGAGGCCUCCGACUGAAGCGACCCCGUCUCCUACAGCGCCUCCAACAAAGGUACCAGAGACUGAUGGAAUCCCAACAAAGGUGCCCCCAACUGGAAAACCAGAUACACCGGCGACUCCGACUCCAGCAACCCCGACUGUGCCAGCCAAUACUCAGGCGCCUCCAGGUCCAGGUACCGAUGUUGUUUGCACCCAAAUUUCUUCGGGACAGCACCUGUUUGUUUGCCCAUCUGGAUUUAGGAGGCACCCUGAGUUCUGUGAUCGCUUCUACCAAUGCGCAGAGAACUCGAUUGAGCAAAUUGAACUUCUUGUUCUUAGCUGCGCUCAGCAGGGCUUUGUCUUUGAUGAUGCCGGCCAACGCUGUCGUAUAAGAACAGGCCCCUAUGAUCAACACUGUGCUUUUUCCAAACCAGCAAAUCGAUCAUCGCCUCAUCAUGAUUACAUCACUAGACAGCAGUAUACAAAGACACAUCCGGAGGUAGAUGGUGGCAAGGCCCUUUGCAUGGCGGAAGGUACAUUCUCCUUCCCGUCAGACUGCCAACACUUUGUCAAGUGCACUUUCGACGAAUUCGGAAUUCUCAGAGGAACUCUUAAGCGCUGCCCAGAGGGCUUCAUCUUCUGGGCAGUCUCCCGUCGCUGCGAGUUGGAACUGAAGGUGGCGCAGCGUUGUCCUGCUAAGGAUCCUGCCCUCGAAGCUGCAAACGUCAGCGUUGAUUACAGUAACAUUGGACAGCGUAGCCACAGGAUGAUGCUCUCUAUGGCCUGAAUUUUGUGAUGAAUUGUCAUGAAAAUCUUUUUGGGGAAUGGGAAAUAAGGUAAAAAAAACCUUGCAAAAUCUCUAUAAUUUUGCAGGUGUUUUAUGGUUGGUGAGAGGGAAACAGUUUAUAUCAAUUUUUUAUUUGUUUGUUGUUAUACAAUGAAUAAAAUCUAUGCAUUAUUAAAUUUUAAAAA